This is a messenger RNA of Anopheles maculipalpis, 1980 nucleotides long. RefSeq names its product division abnormally delayed protein (gene dally). NCBI's taxonomy places the organism in Eukaryota, Metazoa, Arthropoda, Insecta, Diptera, Culicidae. Gene Ontology annotation, cellular component: plasma membrane; cell surface; extracellular region. Bases 2 to 1903 code for a protein of 633 amino acids. The record is from RefSeq and is a predicted model, not a curated record. Gene Ontology annotation, biological process: positive regulation of canonical Wnt signaling pathway; cell migration; regulation of protein localization to membrane. The transcript is spliced from 8 exons.
GAUGUCUCGAUCGCGUGGAUUACGAAGCUGCUACAAUUGCUCCACACCAACAAUGUCCCCGGCGAUGGUACUGCGCCUGAUCGUCGUGUCGCUGGCACUGGUCACCCUUGCCGGUGGAUCUUCCGUACCGUCUGGCUGGUCCCGGGUGCACCGGACGGCCCGGGACACAACGGCCGGCGGAAGGGAACAGCCCGCGCCGCCGCACCAUGCCAGCUCGCUGAUGUCCUGCGAGCGCGUUAACAACUUUUUCUCCUCCAUCAAUGUGACCGUCAGCGUGGCAAUACAAGGAUCCGAGCGCGACCAAGGCCCGGUGUGCGGCGGCAUCUGCUGCGAUGCUGAGACGGAGCGACAGCUGCAGGCAAAGGCGACGAAAAACUUUGAACGACUAGUCAAACACCACAUCCGGAGCCAACGGGGGCACUGGGAAACGGCGGCUAAUCUCUACAAAGAUUACCUGCUGCAGCUGCUGCGACAGUCGGAGAACAAAACGCUCAUCCUCUUCUCGACCGUCUACAGCAAGAUGUCACCACUGUCCCGCGAACCGAUCCGCCAGCUGUACGAAACGAUCCGGCUCAACCUGAUUGCCGACUGGCCCGGGGACGAUUUCGAGCUCGUGACGAACAAAUUCUUCCGCAACCUGUUCCCCGUCGCGUAUCACCAUGCGAUCCACUCGGACGUCCUGCACGGUACGGAACGCGGACGGUCAGCAUCGGCCGGCAUGGGCGCGAACCGCGACUUUCACAGCGACUACAAGAACUGUCUGGUGCACACGUACGAUGAGCUGAAACCGUUCGGCAUGGUACCGCAGCAGCUGUCCAGCUCGCUAGUAUCAUCCGUAAGUGCCGCAUCCGUACUGUUGCGUGCGCUGCGCGAAGGUUCCGAGGUGCUGCUCCGGCUGGAGGAGGUUGGCGUGUCGGCACCGAGCUGCCGGAAAGCGCUGCUACGCAUGAACUACUGCGGAAGCUGCAAGCGGUACAACCAUCUGCACGCGAAACCGUGUGCCGGCCUGUGCCAGAAUGUGAUGAGGGGCUGUUUAAUCGAAUUUGUCGGUGCGCUGAACAAAGGUUGGUCCACGCUGACGGAAGCGAUCGUUCCGCUAAUCGGUACCGUCCGCUCGAACGAAGGUAUCGAGAACGAGAUCAAAUCUCUCGACGGCAAACUGUCGAACGCCAUCAUGCACGCGAUGGAGAUUGGACCUCAGCUUGAAAAACAGGUGGAACAAGCCUGCGGAGUACCAUCGAUGAUGCCUUCCGAAUAUCUGGCCGAUGGAUCGUACGACGACACGCCGCAAACGCUCGCCGGCAGCAGUAAGUGGACGCUCGCACCGAACAACGAGAUGCUCCAGUUCGAGAUGACGAUCGACAAGAACAAGGAUCUCUUCAUUCAGCUGUCUACGACGCUGUGCGAAGAUGAAGACUACCAUCCGACGGAUGAGGAUUGCUGGACAGGCAGCAGCCUGAGUGACUACACCCAGCAAGUGGUGACGACGAUCGGUGAUCGGUACAAUCCGGAGGUGAUGUAUAAUGCGAGCGCGACGGUCUCGCCCCACAUGCAGACGCUGGUCGAUCGGCUCAUAAAUCUGAAGACGGCUGUUAACAAAGCGUACUCGUCCAAUAACUUCAGGAGUGAUGUCGACAAAAUGCAGUCUGAUAUGGCGGAAGGAUCAGGCGAUUCCUAUCCAUCCGAUGAUGAUGAGGAUGGAGAUCUUGCCUCCGGAUCUGGAGACGACGAUGCCAGUCCCCGUACUAUCUUCCGAGAUGUGCCCAGACCCCCACCUACACUUAACGAUGUCAGCUCUACGAAACGAAUCUCGGCCAGCUCCUGCUGGAGUUUGCUCUCCGUAUCUACGGUUGUCCUGUCCCUGCCGCUACUGCUGCUGAACGAACGAUUCAGCAGGCACUGAGGAACCGGCCAACGCGAGCGCUUCUGUUCCUUGGAUUAAGGUUAGCACACGUUAAAACGGAAGGCGACACCUCCGAA